Messenger RNA from Paramuricea clavata, 516 nucleotides. The record is from the annotation of a GenBank genome assembly. NCBI's taxonomy places the organism in Eukaryota, Metazoa, Cnidaria, Anthozoa, Malacalcyonacea, Plexauridae.
AUGAUAAUACAAACGAAUGUAGCAAAAAAAAACGAUAAAAAAGAGCAAGAUAUGAAUAAAUUGGACAAAAUAUUUAAAAUGAUGAAAUCCAUGAUGGUGAAAUUGGAAACUCUAGACGAAAUCAAGGAGCGCAUUCUAUGCGUUGAGAAAGAUGUAAAACAGAUGAAAGAUUCGAUUGAAUUCGUUCACGCCGAAAUUAACCAUAUGAAAAAUGAAGUCGAGAAAACGAAGCGGUCUGAUGAGGAAAAUAAAAGGGAAAUCCGCGAGUUAGAUGAUACAAACCGUCGGCUACAAGAAAGCGUUGUCGACCUUAAAGCGCGAUCUAUGCGUGAUAAUCUGCUUUUCUUUAACGUAAAGGAAGACGAAAAAGAAAACACAACGGAGAAGAUUUAUGAUAUCCUAGAACAAAAUCUAGAGAUUUUUGACGCAAGAAACAAGGUAAAGAUCGCUCGUUCCACCGUGUCGGAAGGAAACGUGUUAGCCAACGAAAGCAUAGACCGUGCGAGGCAGAGAUGA